Molecule: messenger RNA, 2383 nt
Organism: Linum trigynum
Lineage: Eukaryota; Viridiplantae; Streptophyta; Magnoliopsida; Malpighiales; Linaceae
Source: the annotation of a GenBank genome assembly
GUGGAACUGCAUCUACGUAGCACAGCUGGGAGCUUCUUAAGAGCCAAAUAUAAUGAUGUAUGAAAAGCCAUUCCUAAACUCCCAUUCUUUUUAUCCUUAUUCUGCUAUUUCUUGUUCUCUUUCGUACUUGAUUACUUUAUCAACAUUCCAUGUCCAGCUAGACUAAUGGUGGGUUCCCCACGAACACUAGUGUUUUCCCAUGUCACAAGUUUCUGGUUUUCGCCCCCCGCCAUAAGAUUUCGCUCACUAUAAAAGGGUGUGAAAACCACUCUGCAACUCAAUGUGCAGAAGAAAAAAAAAUAAAAAAUACAGUCAAUGGAGCAAGGUGAUAAUAGCUUGAGGAAAGGGCCAUGGCUAGAGGAAGAAGAUGAACAACUCGCCAGGCUUGUGAAUGUGUUUGGAGAAAGGAAAUGGGACUCCAUAGCUAUAAUAUCUGGUUUAAGGAGAAGUGGGAAGAGCUGCAGAAUGAGAUGGCUGAACUACCUCCGUCCCAACCUGAAACGUGGCCCUAUUAGUCCUGAAGAGGAGCAGAUCAUCGUCCAACUCCACGACCGAUGGGGAAACAAGUGGUCGAGGAUUGCUCGAAGCUUGCCAGGAAGAACAGAUAAUGAGAUCAAGAACUACUGGAGGUCCCAUUUGAGCAAGAAGGCUACACAAUCACAAGAAGAAGGAAACUUUCAUUGCAACUCCAAUGCUAGCCAUAAUACUGAGCUGGAUUUCCCUUACCAGACUGAGAAUCCAAGCAACAGCUGCAACUUAGCUUACUGUGACAUAGCUCAGAACGACGGGAUGAUGGUAGGACCAGACCAAUAUGAUCUGUGGAGCUUGGUGGAGUCGCCAUAUGAGACGAGAUUGUACGAUCACUGGAUGUUUGAGAUCAGUUCUGGUGAACAAGGAGAACCCAAGUUUGGUGGAGGAGGGUGUCAUAAUGGAUGGAACUACUCUGAAGUUGGUGAAAGUUGCAUGCUGGGUUCUCUGUGGGAUAUGAGCUGAGGUUAAUUAAGAGAGACUGAUCUUGUUGAUCUGUGAGUAGAGGAAGGACAAUUAGAGAACGUGGAAUCUGUAAAAUAAGGCUCUUGUUUUGAAAGCCUAUGUUUAUAACUAACAUGCAACUUCUUCAUUAAAAAGUUACUUUUCUCUUCUACAAGCCUAUGUUAUGCACAUAUAUUGUUGUUUAAUGGAGGAUCCAAGCGUUAGAUGUUCAUGACCCAAUAAACUCAUCAGCAGGUGGUUCGGACAUUUAUUUUUAGCGGUGAUCACAAAUAAUAUUUUCACAUAGCAGUCAGGUCGUGAAAAUCGAACCUUAAAACACAUCAUAUCACCCUCAUGCCUUACCAUCCGACCCUCUUCUUCGUUUUACCACUAAUAUACUUUGAUACAUGUCUCAAACAUACAUUUAUUCCAUACCCAACCAAUACAAGUCAAUAUCUUCACAAUUAUGCAUACAUUCUUCAAAAGCAUGGCUUCACCUCUAGCAUAUUGUACUCUUCAUUUUGAAGUAUAGAUAGGUUCACUACUAAACUGGCACUUGUUGGGAUGUAAAUACGAAUACAAUAAAUGAAGAGUCAUUAAACCUUCAAGUCCAAACUAAUUGGACCGAAUUUUCGAACUUGCCGAAAGUCCAAGACAUGAACUAAAAUAUAAGAACUCUCGUCUCUUAAAAAAAAAAAGGUUAUCCUCUCAUUCUAGAUGUUAUCAUCAUCUCUCAACUCUACCCCUACUUUCUCUAGUGUCCUCGUUCCUCCCAACUCUCUUCACAUUUCUUCAUCGUUCAAAGAGAUUGUACAAAAGAAACACGAAACAACACUCGAUCUUAUUAUUAUUCUAGGCGAAGGAUUAAACAGUGUACAUGAGCAAAUAUAGUUCUAGGGUGUAGUUUGGUCGAGCAUCCGUCAUCACAAUGGAGAAGAGAUAAUGUUGUUAAAACAAGCAUGCAAUUGGCUAUAUAGAUAGGGAGCUAUUGAAUACCUACAUUAAGAAACCAAAAACUAGGCUAAGUUAAGAGAACAGGAGCUGAUGAUUACAUAAAGAAACUAUUUAAAAUGUUUUGUCUUUUAUUUUGUGAAGAUUUAAAAUGUUUUAGUCACAAGUUGAAUGUUGAUAAUAAUGUAUGGAAACUAACCCUUUUUGCCUUUGAUAUCACAUUCACAGAGCCUAUCUUCUCUUGUUUGUUCCCUCUUUUUUUUUUUUUUUUUCUUUUUCAUUAAGUAGAAUAUCCACAUUUGGGCAAUCCUUUUUCUAGAACCAAAAAGUGUUAGUUUCCUUUCUUGGGUUGGAGACAACAUAUAUACUAUUUAUCUUGUGCCAUGCUUGGACCAAUCUUCUUCAAAGAUAUGGUUGGAUUUGCACAUGUUAGGAAGACCAAUAAAUCUUAAACUUUAUG